Peronospora farinosa is the source of this 888-nucleotide messenger RNA. The record is from the annotation of a GenBank genome assembly. Lineage: Eukaryota; Oomycota; Peronosporomycetes; Peronosporales; Peronosporaceae.
AUGUACUCCAACAUUAGUCGCACAAUGUGGCAGCAGCCCACACCCCUCAAACGCACAUUGCCAACGCCCCAAUCUCAGACCUCUAUUCAGGAGAUGCAGCAGCAAUCGUUUCAAAGUGGCUGGACCAAGGACACCAGCAGUGGUGUCGGCUACAGCACAGGUACCAAUCAGGAUCAACGCGUGUACGUCUUCUCACCAACGUUAUCUUCAGUGCCAACUUCAUUGCCUCCCUACGUAUGGACGGACGAACAGCCACCAUCUGCUCGAACCAACCAGUUUCUGCCUUCACCGACGUAUCCGCUCCCUCUCAUGGCCGUCUCAGAGCUCGACGUCCGAGCGCAAGGUAUGCAACUGCAAAUCUACCAGAAGUCACAUGCGCAGACAGUUAUCCAUCGCAGCAAGCAGAUCGCAAUCGGCCGCUGGAACAGUGAAGAGCAUCAGUGGUUCCUUAAGGGACUCAAUAUGUUUCAAGUACCAGCGUGGAGCGAGAUAGCCCGCCUCAUUGGCACACGAACGCCAACCCAAGUGCGAACCCAUGCCCAGAAGUUCUUCACCAAGCUGGCGAGAUUUAACCAAACGAUGCCCUACUUCGAGGUGAAAAUACAGAAGGAGCGAGCUCGACUCGUGGAGAAAGGAGCUAGCGUCACUUCUACUGCUCAGAUUGCAUCCAAUGCAUCCCUGUCGGCCACUCUGUCGCCUUUCAAGCAUUUAACUAACAACAGUCCUCGACAGUCUCUCAUUCAGUUUAAGGAGAAGACGUCUCCGACGCUCCAAGCCCAAUAUCCGCAGAAAACUCACGACAUCAAGCCUCGACUCUACGCUGACAGUGCGGUACGAUACUCGUCGAUGAUGUAUCCAUUGUUAGCCAAGGAAUGGACGCAACAAUAA